Messenger RNA from Haliotis rufescens (red abalone), 1970 nucleotides. RefSeq lists its product as uncharacterized. Bases 119 to 1858 code for a protein of 579 amino acids. The transcript is spliced from 16 exons. The record is from RefSeq and is a predicted model, not a curated record. NCBI's taxonomy places the organism in Eukaryota, Metazoa, Mollusca, Gastropoda, Lepetellida, Haliotidae.
AGCAAAAGCCGGAUACGUGAAUGACCUUUCAGACGGCGAAUUGGGGUAUAAAGCAAACGAGGUCUUCACACAGCAGCAUUGCAAGACCCCGGGACACACAGUGGGAAGCUCCGGAACAAUGUUGUCCACCUUUGUCCUUCUCGCAAUAACUGCAUUGGCCAGCGUCAGUCGCGGUCAAGAAUGUGUACAGACUGCCCCGACGGAGCUGGCGAGAUGUUCUGAAGCGAUGAACGCUUAUUCCCCGACGGAAUUAGCAGGGGGGACGCCUGGCUUCUGCAGAGAUGCCAAGCAGGCAAUUAGUUGCAUGCAAGGCGUUUUGGGAGGGUGUCCACCAUUGCGUGCACACAUGGGCCAAAAUGUGGAAAUAUUUGAGAAUAGUAUCUUCCGAAGGUGUCCGGAUGUGCCAGACGCUCCUGGCACAGACGCUCCUCCUGUUCCAAGUCCUGCCCCAACUCCUGCUCCAACUCCUGCUCCAACUCCUGCUCCUGCUCCAACUCCUGCUGCCCGAUGUUCCCCUAGAGAUGCUGAGAGGAUACAAAGAUGCACUAAUAGACUGCAUAGAUUUCUGGGCAAAUCGACUGUAAAAUGCAGAAAAGUGAGACGAACCAUGGAUUGUCUGACUACAACCAUCCAGCGAUGCUCCCAUCUGAUAGACCCUGCAGAGCUCCGACUCGAUUUACUACGCGAACACCUUAUGCAAGCAUGUGUUGAGACAAAUGAGUUGCCUGAAGAACCUACAGAUCCGCUACAGAUAGGAGGGGUUGAAGAAGAAGAAGAAGAAGAAGAGGAAGAAGAAGAAGAAGAAGGGAUGGAAGCGUGUCCUGCUGACUUUGUAUCAAGACUACAGAGAUGCAUGCAAGACAUGAACCAGGCAUUAAACAUUGCUGGAUCAGGGGCGGCAGAUGGAACUGAGACAUGCAGCUCUGUGACAACUUCCUUGGACUGUGUGGCUGACUACAUGCAGGUUUGCAGUGACAAACCAGAGAUGGUCCAACUGUCUAAUAUGCUGAAUAUGAAUCACACGAGGACCUACGUGGCUCAGAUAUGUCCUGGAGCAGGCCCCACUGCUGGUCCUGGUGAGGGCCCCGUGGAAGGGAACAGUGACUGUCCAGCAGAUCAUUUAACAAGAAUGCAGACCUGCGUGGCCGCUUUGGAGAAUCUGAACCCGCAGGAGUUGGAGAUGAACGAUGAAAAUUGCGGUUCUUUACACGCUGCCAUAGACUGUUUGGACGGAAUUAUUACGGCGUGUAGUCAAAACCCUGACGUCCAAGGUUUCAGCAAUAUCAUAAAUUUGGAUGGAGUCCGGAGCAUGAUAAACGACAUGUGUACGACGGGUUCGGUGCAGCCUGGCCCAGGAGUUGACGCCAAUUGCCCGUCGGAUCACACCGUGGGUCUCACCAACUGUGUGAAGCCCAUGCAAGAUUUGAAGGAAAACCCACAUCCUGACAUGGAAGAGGCUUGUAGGGUGGCUAAAACUGGCCUGGACUGUUUGGAUCCCAUCCUGACCGCAUGUUCCAACCAGCCAGAUGUGAGGGCAAUCAACAGUAUACUCAACCUAGACAGUCUACGGGGCAUGCUCAGUGAGCGUUGUGCCGCCUUAACUAGCAGCUCGGGCGACUCCUGCCACGUGGCCAACCCGACAGAAGAGCUUCUAAAUUGCAACAAUCAACUGCAGACUUUUGCAACGUCGAGUGGCUCACUUGCAGACAGAUGCGGGGUGCUGUUUGAGAGCCUGGAUUGUUUCGACAGACUGAUUGCCAACUGCCCCAGUGAUCCCGCCGUCGUCGCUUUCACCGACAUGUUAGAUAUGGGCGAAGUACGGGACAGCCUGUCCGGUACCUGCCCCGGAAGAAAGUGAGAGAAGACGUUACUGGUAGGAGGUUCAAGAAGAGGUCCAAGAAGAGGUUCAAGCAAAUGUCCAAGGAACCUUCACUGUCGACCUCAUCCAUUGUUACUCACACUGCAUAUAU